Paramecium sonneborni is the source of this 430-nucleotide messenger RNA. The record is from the annotation of a GenBank genome assembly. Lineage: Eukaryota; Ciliophora; Oligohymenophorea; Peniculida; Parameciidae.
UAUGAAUAAAAUCAGAUAAACUCCUCGAUCACGUAGACUUUCAGCAUAUUAAGAAAAAGAUUAUGUAGUCCCUAAACUCUUUUUGAGUGUUGAUUUGUAUUAAAAAUAAUAACAUUCUGUCAGAAUAGCUUCAAAUUAAGUGAUCAACAAUCUUACAUUCCUACGUAGAAAUAUUAAUUAUUAAACAACCACAAGAAGUAUACAAUCGGAGUUGGAAUUCUAACCAACAGAAGAAAAUAAUAAGGCUUAUGAAGUUAAAAUAAAAAUCAAAUUCACAAAGCACAAAUAAAAAUUGGAAAAGUAAUUUAAAUAAGACUUUCAUGAAGAUUAUAAAAUUGUUAAGUUUCCUAAUUCUGCUAUCUAAUAAAUUAAUGAUGAAAUAGAAUUAAGCAGGAAAUUACAAAAAUUACUUUCAACAAUUACAAAAUGA